Messenger RNA from Dreissena polymorpha, 445 nucleotides. RefSeq lists its product as uncharacterized. The coding region runs from base 128 to 445 and encodes 105 amino acids. The transcript has 3 exons. The record is from RefSeq and is a predicted model, not a curated record. Lineage: Eukaryota; Metazoa; Mollusca; Bivalvia; Myida; Dreissenidae.
AGACAAAGAGGCAAGCUGUGUGGGGAUGCAGCGUGCAAGGGAAGCGUUCCAUGUGUACCGCGUCGGUCACGCAAGAGGGUGACAUAUUUCAAGCGAAAGGACGCACACUCACGCUGCUGACCCUUCGAUGCGGAAGAAAGUGGAAUUGAAGCGUAAUUUGAAGACAGCGGCCGUGGCUGAUGUGUUCGCGGCCUCCCGUAGAUUGGUUGAUGACCAUAUGAACGUUUUCGAGGUCACAGAUUUUAACCUGCCCAAGCCGCAGACAUUGACGAGGAUCCUCAACCGUGCCCGAGAAAAGCAUCGGCCAACAGAUCCAUCAUCACUUGACUUUGAGGUGGACACAGACUUCAUCGGAGAUGGUUUUCUACGCGAUGAUGUGCGUGUAGACGGGGAACGUCACCUCAUCUUCGCCAGCGACGAUCAGCUGAGCAGACUCCAGCAGUAA